This is a messenger RNA of Numida meleagris (helmeted guineafowl), 533 nucleotides long. RefSeq names its product ryanodine receptor 1-like. Lineage: Eukaryota; Metazoa; Chordata; Aves; Galliformes; Numididae. The record is from RefSeq and is a predicted model, not a curated record. Gene Ontology annotation, molecular function: ryanodine-sensitive calcium-release channel activity. Gene Ontology annotation, biological process: calcium ion transport. Gene Ontology annotation, cellular component: Z disc; sarcoplasmic reticulum membrane; smooth endoplasmic reticulum. The transcript is spliced from 2 exons. Bases 111 to 422 code for a protein of 103 amino acids.
CAGGGAGGGGGGAGGGGGUGGCACUGCCCCGGGGGUCACCGUGCCCCCCACCCCCCCAGGACUCCAGCCAGAUCGGGCUGCUGAAGGAGCUGCUGGACCUGCAGAAGGACAUGGUGGUGAUGCUGCUGUCCCUGCUGGAAGGCAACGUGGUGAACGGGACGAUCGCGCGGCAGAUGGUGGACAUGCUGGUGGAGUCGUCCAGCAACGUCACCAUGAUCCUCAAGUUCUUCGACAUGUUCCUGAAGCUGCGCGACAUCAUGGCCUCCGACGCCUUCCGCGAUUACGUGACGGACCCGCGGGGGCUGAUCUCCAAGAAGGAUUUCCAGAAGGUGCGGGCUUGGGAAGGGUUUCUUCUCCCAAGAGCAGCUUGGGGUUGGGUUGGGCGCUCUUGGAUGCCUGUUCCCACCAGAAUGACUCUGUAAUGGGGAUGGGGUGGUGGUUGGCGUUGGUCUGGACGAUCUUGGGGGUCUCUUCCUGCCCUUAAUGACUCUGAGUGGGAUGGGGUGAUGGUUGGCGUUGGGUUGGAUGAUCUU